Messenger RNA from Leptosomus discolor (cuckoo roller), 1716 nucleotides. NCBI's taxonomy places the organism in Eukaryota, Metazoa, Chordata, Aves, Leptosomiformes, Leptosomidae. The record is from RefSeq and is a predicted model, not a curated record.
CCGGACGUGGUGGCGCCCCUCUGCUUCCACCUCGAUAGCGCGCUGGUCGGGGUUCUCAUAGGUCGGGGCGGAGCUAAAAUAAAAGAACUGCAGGAUUCUUCGGGUUCCAGGAUAAAGGUUAUAAAGGGAACCUAUGAAGCGGAAGUAAAGAUUUUUGGCAGUGUUGCUGUUCAAAACAAAGCCAAGAUGUUGAUUGAUGAUACUAUUACAAGAUCUGGACAAAACUACAUUAGAGGAAAAACCUUCGACAUUAUCAAGCCUGAAAAUAACCCAAAGAAAUCUGUGAUUAACUGGGCCUCCCUUCGAGAAAACAAAGCGAAAUACGAAACUAUGAAGUGGGCAGGCUUGCCUCCAAUUGAGAAAAACUUCUAUAAAGAAUCAUCAGGGACUGCAUCUAUGUCACAAGAAGAAGUGGAACUGUGGCGGAAAGAAAAUAAUAAUAUAAUUUGUGAUGACUUAAAAGAAGGUGAAAAACGCUGCAUUCCCAAUCCUGUUCGUAAAUAUGAAGAUGUAUUUGAGCAUUAUCCUGAUAUUAUGGCUAAUAUCAGAAAAGCUGGUUUUCAGAAGCCUACACCAAUUCAGUCCCAGGCAUGGCCGAUCAUACUGCAAGGAAUUGAUCUUAUUGGCAUAGCACAGACUGGCACCGGGAAGACAUUAGCAUACUUAAUGCCUGGAUUCAUUCACUUGACUUCACAACCAAUACCCAAAGAUCAGCGUGGGGGGCCAGGAAUGUUAGUCCUUGCUCCCACUCGAGAACUGGCACUUCAAGUAGAGGCAGAGUGUUCGAAGUACACAUACAAAGGAAUUAAAAGUAUUUGCAUCUAUGGUGGUGGGGACCGAAAAGGACAGAUAGACGUGGUUACCAAAGGUGUGGAUAUUGUUAUUGCUACUCCUGGCAGACUGAAUGAUCUUCAAAUGAACAACUUCAUAAAUUUGAAGAGCAUAACAUACUUGGUGUUAGAUGAGGCUGACAGAAUGUUGGAUAUGGGAUUUGAACCUCAGAUACUGAAGAUACUGCUAGAUGUGCGACCUGACAGACAAACUGUUAUGACAAGUGCUACUUGGCCUGAUGGUGUUCGUCGCCUAGCGAAAUCCUAUUUGAAAAAUCCUAUGAUUGUGUAUGUUGGCACUCUUGACUUAACGGCAGUAGAUACAGUAGAACAGAGAGUUGUUGUUGUUGCCGAGGAGGAGAAGAGAGCUUUGAUGCAAUGCUUCAUUGACUCUAUGAAGCCAAAAGAUAAGGUCAUCAUUUUUGUGGGAAAAAAACUUACAGCUGAUGACUUAGCAAGCGACUUCAGUCUACAAGGAAUUCCAGUACAGUCGCUCCAUGGUGACAGGGAACAGUAUGAUCGAGAACAGGCUUUAGAUGACUUCAAGAAAGGCAAAGUCAGAAUACUGGUAGCUACUGACUUGGCAUCCCGUGGCCUUGAUGUCCAUGAUAUUACCCAUGUUUUUAACUUUGACUUCCCUCGCAACAUUGAAGAAUAUGUUCAUAGAAUAGGCCGUACUGGAAGAGCAGGACGUACCGGGGAGGCAGUAACACUUGUCACAAAGAAUGAUUGGAGAGUUGCAUCUGAGCUGAUUGAAAUUCUGGAAAGAGCAAACCAAGUAGUUCCUAAUGAGCUUAUUGCAAUGGCAGAAAGAUACAAACUCUUUCAAGUCAGAAAAGAAACUGAGAAGGUUAUACGAAGACCUCAGAGGAAGCCCUCAAAAUAA